Messenger RNA from Neolamprologus brichardi, 1801 nucleotides. It is a transcript of the gene nfil3-6, whose product is annotated as nuclear factor, interleukin 3 regulated, member 6. Gene Ontology annotation, molecular function: DNA binding; DNA-binding transcription factor activity. The record is from RefSeq and is a predicted model, not a curated record. NCBI's taxonomy places the organism in Eukaryota, Metazoa, Chordata, Actinopteri, Cichliformes, Cichlidae. Gene Ontology annotation, cellular component: nucleus. Gene Ontology annotation, biological process: circadian rhythm; regulation of DNA-templated transcription.
AGGGGGGCGGUCUCACUCAGGAACACACACACAAACAGGGGCCCAUCUGGUUCAAGUGAGGAUAGGGACCGUCCUGAGCUGAACUCGACGUUACAAAUAGGAGCUGCGGCAUUGCAAGUGGAGCAGAGUGGAGGUGCGCUACACCGAUGAUAAUAUUGGAUAACAGAGGCGAGUGAAGCCGCGGUUUGUGGACACCACGGAGGAAGGAAAAGCGCGUUCUUCCUGAACAGGAUCAAAAACACGUUUGGAAACGCCGAGAGCGGCCAUGCGCACCCGCGGAGGAAACUCCUCAUUCCACUGAGGAGGCGCUGUUGCUACAUUCCCGUCAGACGUCCAACAGAGUUCAGUGAUCCCUCAGCACCACACAGUGGCACUUGACGUUCAUCGCCAGCCGGGAUUUAAUCAUCCAACUACCCAGAUGUUUGAGGAGGACUCCCAGGAGAUGAGGGGCCAAGAAGACGUCGGAGUGCUCCGUGCCGUGGAAUCACCCACAGCAGUGGCUUCUGCUGGAGGGGGAGCAGGAGGAGCUUUGUCUUUCACAGAUGAAGCUGUGUCCAUCCUGACUUCCAGCAGCCUGCUGGCACGCUCGCUGCUGGGCCGCACCUCAGCCGUCAAACGUAAAGAGAGCCCUUCCUCCAGUGCCCGGCGCAAGCGCGAGUUCAUACCUCACGAGAAGAAGGACGACAGCUACUGGGACAAGAGGAGGAAGAACAACGAGGCGGCUAAGCGCUCACGAGAGAAGCGGCGCGUGAACGACAUGGUCCUGGAGAGCCGUGUGCUGGCUCUGCUGGAGGAAAACGCGCGACUCCGAGCAGAGCUGUUGGCGCUCAAGUUCCGCUUUGGCCUGGUUAAAGACCCCUCCAAUGCCCCAAUACUGCCCCUCACUACAGCUCCCCAGCACACCCCUCAACCCUUGACUCCUCAAUAUUACCUCCAAAGGGGGGGCGGAGGCCUCCAAGGCUCCUCAGUACCACAUCCCAACAACCAAGCAGGCCAGAUGAGCAGCAGGGGCUCCAGGGAUGCUGGGAACAUGUCAGAAGACUCGGGCUUCUCUACGCCAGGUGGGUCCAGUGUGGGCAGUCCGAUUUUCUUUGAAGACCGCCUUAGCGACCAUGGGAAAUUAUCCCCACACCGGGGUGAGGAGCUGGGGUAUGACCUCCACCAUUCGCCUACAGAUCCCCACCACGCUGCAGGACUAACUGGGGGGAAGAUGGAUCACGCAGAGGCGAUGAAAAACCUUCCUCACAAAUUGCGUUUCAAGAUCCCCGGAAGCAACGACGGAACCGAUGCCCAGGGAGACGGUGGCGUCGCCAGACGCAGCCCCACGCUAUCUACUGCGGGCCGGGAAGCUCCAAGAGAGAAAGGACUGAGCGGAGGCAGCGAGGCAGGAGCAGGCCCAGCAUGUGCCAGCUCCUGGAUCCAGCACAUCGAGGGGGAGGAAAGCAGGAGGGGGCGACACUCCCCUCAAUACAGUGCUUCGACAUCCAACUACAGCCUCCAGCCCCCUCCUGCUCAAGUGCAACCUGAGGUCCAGUACCAGCACGAGAACACUUACCUGAAGUGUCAGCUAAACUCCCUCAGCGAGGAGGUGGCUCAGCUGAAAAAGCUUUUCACAGAGCAGCUCAUGGCCAAAACCAACUGAGGACAGAUGCUGUGAGCCAGUCAACAUUUGCCAGCGUCUAGACUUUUAAGGGCAAAGUUUACUUUAAGAAAGCCAAAAAGGACUUUCAAGUCUAGCUCAUCAUGUGUUGUUUUUAUCUCAAGUAUUGUAAUGUAUUAUAAUAAAUGUCUUUAAAGCUCA